AUGCGUUCUCUCCCAUCCACCUCCGUGACCCUCCUCACCACCCUCCUCUCCCUGGGUGCAACGACAACCGCCACCCCUAGCCCUAACUGCGCCAACAGCACCAACCCCUACACCCUCUACCCGGUGACCACCAACAUCACGAUCCCCGAGAUCGCCGCGCGCACCAACCGCAGCCUCUGCGACAUCGCGCGCCACAACCUCAUGGCCGACCCCCUCAUCCCGCCCAACAUCGGCCAAACUAUCGUCAUCCCACCCCUGAGCUGCGCCUCCUCCCCACCGGACAACGAAUCCUGCCUGAUCCCCAACAUCACGCGCACGGCGCUGUGCAUCAACGGCGGGCCGCGCCUCUACUACACCGUCCACGGCGACACCUACGACAUCAUCGCGCGGCGGCUGAACAUCUCCACCGCCGCAUUGAUGGGCAACACUUCCACCUCCAUCGCCGCGACCUCGUCGGCCGAUGCCCUGCUGGAGGUCGGGCAGUUCAUCAAGGUGCCCCUGUGCGAGCCCAGCCAGUGCAGCAUCAAGCCGUUUACGCUGGAAUACGGCGUGUACAAGGACCUGGCGGAUGAGUAUGGCACGACCGUGGGCCAAAUUAUGAUGCUGAGCCCGACGUAUAAUUACAGUACGUCGUUGGUGACCGGGAACACGCGGCCGACGCUGGAUUUGCCGUUCAACUGUUCGGUUACCGGAGAUGAUGUGGUGGUUGUGGAUUAA
Molecule: messenger RNA, 717 nt
Organism: Aspergillus aculeatus ATCC 16872
Lineage: Eukaryota; Fungi; Ascomycota; Eurotiomycetes; Eurotiales; Aspergillaceae
Exons: 1
Coding region: 1-717 (238 amino acids)
Source: RefSeq, a predicted model, not a curated record